Messenger RNA from Stylonychia lemnae, 1941 nucleotides. The record is from the annotation of a GenBank genome assembly. Lineage: Eukaryota; Ciliophora; Spirotrichea; Sporadotrichida; Oxytrichidae.
AUGGAUUUGCCUGAUGCAUUAGUUAAGUUGACAAUCCAUAAGUUUAAGAAGAAGUAUACCUAUGACUUUGCAUAUAGGACCUAGGAGGAUCAUUAAAAGUUCUAACACUACAAUCGAUUACUAUAAAAUAAGUAGAUAUUUAACCUAAAAGCUGAAGAAUUUUCAAAAUUUUUGAACUGCACCUUUGAUUAUCUUGUCUGUGAAAAAAACAUAAAAGAAAUUACUUAAUAUCUGUUGAUAGAGUCAUACUUAACUGAGAAAGUGCCUUCAAAGAGGGACUUAAAAGAUCUUUUAUUUUCGAUAGAUGAAAUAUCAUAAUAUCUAAGAAUUCAGGAGAAGUUUAAUAAGAAUCCAAGUCAUUAUCCCUUAGUCUCCCUAAUAAUGGCAAGUCAUGAUAGAGAUUAUUUUUUGCUUGAAGCAGUCAAAAGUUGUUUUUAUUUAACAUAUCCUAAUUGGGAGCUAUACAUUGUUGAUGAUGGUUCUAGUAAUCCACUAACUUAUAAAGUUCUUGAAUUGCUUGAGUCAAUUCCCAAACUAAUUGUUCAAUAUCUUUAUACUAAUCAGUAUUGUUCAUUCACCAACAAUUACGCCAUUGCUUAACUCCAAGGUGAAUACUUUGCAUUGUUAGUCGAUGAUGACAUUAUGGUGCCUGAUAGAAUUGAAAAAUAAUUGAAUUUUAUGUAGAAUAAUCCAGAAAUAGAUUUUAGUGGAGGUUAAGCUAUAACUAUUGAUGCAUCUGGUAAAAUUACUCUGAUUCCAGAUAGGCCUUUCAUUAACAUUUGGCAUAUUAUAAUAAGUAUGGUAGGAAAUAAUCAUUUCCCUCAUAGUUCUCUUUUUGUUAGAAUGAAUGACAAAAUGAAAAAGCAUUUUUACUAUGAAAAUACCAGUGCUCCUGACUUUAGAUUGUGGUUUAAGUUGCUCAUAGAUCUUGAGCAAGAAAGAAUAAGAAUUGGUAUGACCUAGGCACAUGUUAUUAUCUAAAGAGAGCAUGGAAAGAGAAUGACAUACACUGAGAACGCUGCAUUUCUUCACAUUUAAAAGUGGACUGCAAUAAAAUAGGUUGAGGCUUAUAAUACUUUUAGUCCUUUAUUACUUGAAUAGGUUCAUUCUUAAUGCUUAAGAACAGCAUUACAUGAUAUAUCUAACAAGAAUCAUAUUGUUCGAGCUUGCAAAGAUUUUGAUAUGGCUAUGAUAGCAAAAUUAAUGCUUGCUCAUUAGCAGACUAAAGAUUUUUAUUCACCAAAAGAUAUAUAAGAAUUGAAUGAAACUCUUCAGUUUUAUACUGAUUACUACAACUAAGCUGUCUUAUAAAGAAGAGUUAAUCUUUAGCCUGAGGAAUAUCGAAAAGUAUUUGCUAGUAUACUCUCAGUAGGAGAUUCAAUAUCGGCUGAAAAACAAAUAGAAUCAUUAAAAGACUUUGUAGAUGGGAUAGCUGUAGUACAUAUCAACACAGAUUUAUAAUAUGAUGGGUAGAAUUCUUAAAAUAAAAACUCCUCUUAUCUAAGAUUGAAAUAUUAAGAUAGCUAGAAAAUAAAAGUUGAAUAUAUGGAAAAUGAUUCUUACAGAAUAGUGAUGGAAAAAUUUAAUUAGUAAUUAAGAAGAUUUAGAGUAGGUGGCGCUGACUAUAUUUUAAUAUUAGGUCCAGGAGAAUUUGUUUCACCUAAAGAAAUUAAAAGAUUCUAAAAUUAUAGAAUGGACAUUGGGAUUUUUGGAUUAUAGCAAUAGAACUAGUCAAAAUUAAUCACUAGCUCUAAAAUAACUACCCAUUGGCUAUUGAAUCAUAUCGGAUAUGAGUAACUAAGAAAGUAUGAAAUUGACCCAGAUAUUUUCAAAUUAGCAAAUGAACAUGCUUUUGAAGACAAUAUUUAUCUGAUCUAAGUUGAUUUCGGGAUGUUAAAUGUUUAAACCAUUAAAAAUGGAGGUUAUUACAUUUAAUACUGA